Messenger RNA from Mesocestoides corti, 303 nucleotides. NCBI's taxonomy places the organism in Eukaryota, Metazoa, Platyhelminthes, Cestoda, Cyclophyllidea, Mesocestoididae. The record is from the annotation of a GenBank genome assembly.
AUGCAGGUCCGAUUCGUCGAGCACCCCAUGCACUCAAACGCCCACACACGUCUGAAAGACACUGACUCAUCCCACGAACUGUCCGUUAACCAGUCUGUCCGUACUCUAGAGGUUAGAAACUACGACCAGCCGUGCCCCCAAUUGCGCACGCUCACUCACCCGGCUAACAGGGAGCUGGCACUUCGUUGUCUGCGCUCCGGUCGCUCCGGAGGCCGCUUAAUGCGAUCCAGCAUCGACAAAGCCAGUCUCACUUGUUUACACACUUUGAUGUAUGAAAGUCCUGUUUGGCAACUUAGCCUUUGA